AUGCGAACGGAACGAUCGCUGCCGUCAGACCUGAUCCUCGCCGUGAAGUCUACAGUUGAUAAUAGUCACUCAUUCACGACCGGGUUUCUCCAUGGCUGUACAGAAAAAGAAGCCCAAUAUAUCAUCGAAUGGCUCAAGAAAGCCUCCCAGGCGUUGAAGGAACCCACCCUUAUGGCCCUUCUUCUGUACGAGAUCCAGUAUGAGCGUCAUACCCACAUUACCGACGGAUAUUGGCGGAGAUACAAUGACCUCUUCCUCGAAAUCCAUCAAAAGGCCAUAUUGUUAACCGAACUCUCCCCUUCCACGGAGGACAAAACCAAGAUCCGCGAUCUCCCCGAGAUAGCUGACUGGCUGAGCACCAUUUUUGGGAUGCACAACAAGCACGGCCGCAUGAAUCGUCAUUUUUGUACCUCUCAAGGCAACCUCCAAUUGUUGCAGCACCUUGUAGAACAAUUAUCGCAGAGUCAAACAACUCCACCUUCUCCAGUGUUCCAGACAGCACCCUCAAUAACCCACAGGCUGCAACAAUUAAAUGCUGGAUACAAGGAUUUGGAACAGCAAGCAUUACUUCUCAAGGAAGGCACUAGCCUCUUCUCAGAUACGGUGUGGAGCUUAAUUGCCCAAAGAGACAGCCAAAUAGCACAGAGAGCAAACAUAAUCAACCAGGAGAUUGCCGCUUCGAGUCGCGUGGUCGCCAAAGCAAGUGGGGACGAUAGCUCGGCGAUGAAAGCCCUCGCGGUCCUCACCAUGGUAUUCUUACCCGGUACUGCACUAGCUACUGUCCUCGCCCUACCCGUAUUCGACUGGAACUCUCAUCGUUUCUGGCCCACGACUCGAUCGAGUAUCUGGAUCAUCUGCGCCCUGGCAGCCAUUUUGACGUCCCUGGUUCUCUACCUAUGGCGAUAUUGGUUCCUCGGUAUGAUUUGGGAGAAAGACGUGGCUAAUGGCACGAAUAUACCGUAUCGGAGGCUGGAUCGACUCCUUCUACGGCGCCAUGACCGGCAGAAAGUCGGGAUUUUGGAGAGCCAAAGCCAGGACUCCGACGACGAAAAGGUGUUUAAACCGAAUACGAGGGUGAAAAUGUCGACUCCUAUUCUCAUUGCCCACCCUAAGCCUAAGCCUGCGUCUAACGUCCCAUACAACUUGGAGCCUGGAGUGGGUCUCGGCCCUCUUCAAGAUGAGUUAUAG
Messenger RNA from Penicillium crustosum, 1188 nucleotides. RefSeq lists its product as uncharacterized. Lineage: Eukaryota; Fungi; Ascomycota; Eurotiomycetes; Eurotiales; Aspergillaceae. The transcript has 3 exons. Bases 1 to 1188 code for a protein of 395 amino acids. The record is from RefSeq and is a predicted model, not a curated record.